This is a messenger RNA of Aspergillus clavatus NRRL 1, 450 nucleotides long. Its product is annotated as E2 ubiquitin-conjugating protein UBC13. The record is from RefSeq and is a predicted model, not a curated record. Gene Ontology annotation, biological process: protein K63-linked ubiquitination; DNA damage tolerance. Gene Ontology annotation, cellular component: nucleus. The transcript has 4 exons. The coding region runs from base 1 to 450 and encodes 149 amino acids. Gene Ontology annotation, molecular function: ubiquitin conjugating enzyme activity. NCBI's taxonomy places the organism in Eukaryota, Fungi, Ascomycota, Eurotiomycetes, Eurotiales, Aspergillaceae.
AUGGCGUUGCCAAAGCGGAUUGUGAAGGAGACGGAGCGUCUUAUGGCAGAGCCGGUCCCUGGUAUCAACGCUGUUCCUCACGAAGACAAUCUGCGAUAUUUCGAUGUAUCGAUUCACGGACCAGCUCAAUCCCCAUACGAAGGUGGAAUCUUCCGUCUCGAGCUGUUUCUACCAGAGGAUUAUCCAAUGACCCCGCCGAAGAUCCGUUUCUUGACCAAGAUCUAUCACCCUAACAUUGAUCGCCUUGGACGUAUUUGCUUAGAUGUUCUCAAGAACAACUGGUCCCCUGCUUUACAAAUUCGCACGAUUCUCCUAUCAAUCCAGGCCUUGCUUGGAGCUCCCAACCCGGAUGAUCCGCUCGCAAACGAUGUCGCUCAGCGCUGGAAGGAGGAUGAGCAAGCAGCGAUACAGACUGCGAAGGAGUGGACAAGAACCCAUGCAAUGACUUAG